AUGGCUGACUCAAGCUUCUUCACUGACAGCCAGGCUCUCGUUCAAGACGCGCUACAGGGCCUCUGUAAAACCUCCUCUGAGCUUGUCCUUGACCUCAACAGCAAGAUGAUCACCCGCUCGACUCAUGACCCUUCCAAGAACGUCACACUUAUCAGCGGAGGCGGCGCAGGUCAUGAGCCUGCGCAUGCAGCUUUUGUUGGCCAGGGCAUGCUGAGCGCUGCUGUAUCGGGUUAUGUUUUUGCCUCUCCCUCAGUGUCGCAGAUCAUUGAAGCGAUACACUCGGUUGGCGGCUCGGCAGGCACGAUUCUCAUUAUCAAGAACUAUACUGGCGACAUCUUCCACUUUAAUCUCGCAGCGGAGAAGGCUCGUGUUCGAUGGGGUCAUCGUGUUGAAGUGCUUGUCGUCGGCGAUGAUGUAGCUGUAGGCCGUCAGCGCAGUGGAAAGGUUGGCAGACGAGGACUCGCUGGGACGGUUCUCGUUCACAAGAUUCUUGGAGCCUUGUCUGUGAAGGGCAAGUCCAUCGACGAGUUGCUUGCUGUGGGCAAACAAGUUAUUGAGAAUCUUGUGACAUGCGGUGUUUCGCAAGGGCAUGUGAAAAUCCCAGGUACUGCUCCUCAAAAGGGUCCUGUUCAGCUGGAGCUCGGCAUGGGCAUCCACAAUGAGCCUGGCCUCUACAUUCUGAAUCCCCGUCCCACACUUGAUGGACUGCUUGAUCGAAUGCUAGAGUUAUUGACACGGAGAGAUGAUGAGGACCGAGCUCACGUCAAUUUUGAGGGGGAGAUGCCAGUACUGCUGUUAAACAAUCUCGGCGGAACAUCGCAGCUAGAGUUUAGCGCCAUCCUUCAUCAUCUACUGGAGAGGUUGGCCAAGAAGAGCCUGCAGCCUAUUCGAAUUCUUGCCGGCGCGUUCAUGACAAGUCUUGAUGCUCUGGGAUUCAGUAUCACGCUUUUGAAAGCAACACCUGAGAUGCUUGAUGCUAUCGACGAUGUGACAACCGCUGUUGGCUGGCCACGCAGUAUCGCUAACCCGGCUGCAAUUAAUGGCAAGCAAGUUGUUGAUUCGAAACAGGACAUGCUGCCCACGCCCUUAACUGACAGCGCUGGACCAAAAAUUGACCCUGAAAGUUUCAUCACAGCGAUAAGAGCAGCAUGCCAAUCUCUCCUCGCUGCUGAGCCCAGUAUCACACGGGCCGACAGAAUAGUAGGAGAUGGUGACUGCGGGACAACCCUCUCUCGCGGAGCAAAUGAAGUUCUCAAAGUCCUCUCAGAAUCUCCAUUUACACCUUCCACCAGUGCAAGCGCAGCAGUUUUACGCAUUGCGCUGGCGCUGGAGAGUAGCCUAGACGGCACAUCGGGUGCCUUGUACCAGCUCUUCGUUACCGCAUUGGCGGCAGAUCUUCAAACUGCACCGGAGGAGACUACUACACUCGAGACUUGGGCUAAGGCAGCUGGCGUCGCACUUACGAGGCUGCAGGCCAUGACGCCUGCGCGCGUGGGCGACAGGACACUCAUGGAUGCGUUGAUUCCUUAUAUCAAGGCGUUGGCAAAGGGUGAUGUUGAGCAAGCUGUUGAGGCGGCGAGGAAGGGUUGUGAGAGCACAAGGGGAAUGGAGGCGAGCUUGGGCAGAGCUGUGUAUGUUGUUAGUGAGAACUGGGAUAAGGUUACCGAUCCUGGUGCGGAGGGAAUCGUAGCUAUUGUGAAGGGACUCUCAGGGGGGCCAAAAAAGGAGUUGAAUUACCCAACAGGUUAG
Molecule: messenger RNA, 1749 nt
Organism: Penicillium lagena
Lineage: Eukaryota; Fungi; Ascomycota; Eurotiomycetes; Eurotiales; Aspergillaceae
Exons: 4
Coding region: 1-1749 (582 amino acids)
Biological process (GO): glycerol catabolic process
Cellular component (GO): cytosol
Molecular function (GO): ATP binding; glycerone kinase activity
Source: RefSeq, a predicted model, not a curated record